GUGAGUGGAGAAAGUGCUGGGCUUUACUCUACGACCGUGCGCUUCGCCUCCGCACUACUGAGCGGCUCCGCGCUAGUCAGUGCUUCCGCCGACCAUGGGCUGCGCCUUCGCGCUGUUCUCCUUGCAGUGUGUGCUGUGCAUCGGGCGCAUUGCGUCCUUUCAGCUGACCAUCCUUCACACCAACGAUGUGCACGCCAGAGUGGAGGAGACCAGCGAGGACUCGGGCAAGUGCAUCACCAAGUGUUUUGCCGGGGUCGCCCGGAGAUUGACGAAGAUCAAGGAGGUGCGUGCGAAGGAGAGCAACGUGCUGCUGCUGGACGCGGGCGACCAGUACCAGGGCACCAUCUGGUUCAACUACUACAAGGGCACCGAGGCUGCACACUUCAUGAAGAAGCUGCGCUACGACGUGAUGGCACUGGGCAAUCAUGAAUUCGACAAUGGUGCAGAGGGCCUUUUGGAGCCUUUUCUCCAGAAUGUUUCUUUCCCAGUGUUGAGCGCAAACCUAAAAGAAGAUAAAGAGCAAGUACCAAGCCUCCGAGGCUACUAUGAAUCUUCUGCUGUGGUGGAUGUGAAUGGGGAGAAGAUCGGUGUGGUUGGAUAUACAACCAAGGAAGUCCCAGUACUUUCAAGUCCAGGGCCACAUCUGAUCUUCGAGGAUGAGGUUGAAGCUGUGCAGCGGGAAGUCAACAACCUCAUAACGAAGGGGAUUAACAAGAUCAUCGCUCUGGGCCACUCAGGAUUCGAGACGGACAAACUGAUUGCGCAGAAAGUGAAGGGGGUCGAUGUGGUGGUGGGAGGACACAGUAAUACCUUCCUGUACACAGGCAAGGCUCCUUCCAACGAUGUCCCGGCUGGGCCUUACCCGUUCAUGGUCCACUCAGAUUAUGGCCAAAAGAUUCCUGUAGUACAGGCCUAUGCAUAUGGAAAGUACCUUGGAUACCUGAAGCUGACCUUCGACAAGAAGGGAGUGGUGACCAAGAGUGAAGGGAACCCAAUACUGUUGGACAGCAGCAUCCCUCAGGAUGUGGAGCUGCUGGCAGAUGUAAACACCUGGAAAGCAGCCCUGGCCAAUUUCGGGAAGAAAGUCGUUGGGCAAACGUUGGUCUACCUGAACGGAACGACUGAGGCUUGUCGGAAUCAGGAAUGCAAUAUGGGGAACUUAAUCUGUGACGCUAUGAUCCGGGAAAAUAUCCGAAGACUGAAUGGAAUGUCUUGGAACCACGUCUCCAUUUGUAUGACACAAGGCGGUGGAAUCCGUGCACCCAUUGAUGAACGAGCCAAUGGUGGAAUCAUACAAAUGGAGUCCCUGAUGUCAGUUUUACCAUUCGGCAGCACCGUUGAUCUAGUCGAAAUCCGAGGCUCUACGAUAAGAGCAGCUUUCGAGCAUUCAGUCAGAAGAUAUGGGCAGAACACCGGGGAGUUCCUGCAGGUCUCUGGUUUGCAGGUGGAAUUUGACCUGAAGAGACCUCCAGGCUCCCGGGUGGUCAAGCUCAAUGUACUGUGUGCAGACUGCCGAGUGCCUCACUACCAACCGCUCCAUGAUACCAAGAUUUACAAAAUCGUCACUAACUCCUACAUCGCCAAUGGGGGAGAUGGAUAUUCCAUGCUCAAGAAUGAGAAGCUGACACAUGACACCGGCAGCACUGAUAUUUCGGUGGUUUCAAGUUACAUCAGGCAGAUGCAGAUGGUUUACCCUGCAGUAGAAGGGCGAAUCUUGUUCACAGAUAACAGUGCGACCCGCUCCGGUAUUAAACUGACCAUCACACUGCCUCUCUUCUCAUUUCUUGCCUGGCUCUUACACUUUUAGCAAUUCAGACCAGCUGCAGUGGAGUAUUCACUGAAGUAGCUCCUUGCCUUUUUCAAAUAAUUCAACAUGAUUUAGACACAUUGACAGCAAUGGAUCUAACUUUCUAUUUAAACCAGUGGCAAAUUGGUCCCCAAACUGACUGUACACUCCAGGGACAAUCCAAUCACCAAAUUCAAUCACAGAACCGUAAUUUAUUUAGCAUCUUUCUUGACCUCAGUAUGUUCAGAAGCACUUUACAGCCAUUGUGGUGUAUCCAGAGAACUGUCACUACUCUCAUGGUGGAAUACAGCAGCCAAUUUGCACACAGAGUUCUCAGGGCAUUGAGAGGGGUAACCAGAUAUCCCGCCUUUGGUGUUUGCAGGAGGGAUAAUCACUGACCUGAGCACUGGGUUAGGAUGAUGGUUAAUCCUUGCCCCUCAGUUCUAUGAAAUGAGAUCUUUAAAGCCCAGCUGAGUUUGGGCAGAUUGGAUCUUGGUAGAACAUCUCAUUAUAAAGGCAGCACUUGUAACAGUCCCAUCCCCUCAGUACCACACUGGAGUGUCAGCCCGAACUUGUUCACCUUGCUGGACUGAGGCUUGAAUCACGAAGUUUCUGACUCGGGAAGGAAGCAUGCUGACACAGAGCCACAACUGACGCUGUGUUAUUGCAAGAAGAACCCAUUGUUCAUAAACACACAGGCUUGUUUUUAAACAGGAUCCUUAGCAUCAGAACUGUGGCUGUUGGACCCUGCAGAAUGUACAGAAUACACAACCCCCAGACAUGAUGACUGUAGACCCUAUAGUACACAAGGGAUAUUCUUCCUUUGAGAUAAAGACACUUUAAUCAAAGCACAAGAGCUAUAUUUUGCUAAUGGCACAUGUAGAUAAAUGGAAAUUAUUUUUGACACAGGAUUAAUGAUACGGUUUUACUUUGAAACUAGUUGAUUAUCUACAUCUUUGAUCAGUGUGUAUGUAUGUAUUACA
Pristis pectinata (smalltooth sawfish) is the source of this 2769-nucleotide messenger RNA. RefSeq names its product 5'-nucleotidase, ecto (CD73) (gene nt5e). Gene Ontology annotation, biological process: AMP catabolic process. Bases 95 to 1807 code for a protein of 570 amino acids. Gene Ontology annotation, molecular function: metal ion binding; 5'-nucleotidase activity; nucleotide binding. The record is from RefSeq and is a predicted model, not a curated record. Gene Ontology annotation, cellular component: plasma membrane. NCBI's taxonomy places the organism in Eukaryota, Metazoa, Chordata, Chondrichthyes, Rhinopristiformes, Pristidae. The transcript has 9 exons.